Messenger RNA from Portunus trituberculatus (swimming crab), 1268 nucleotides. RefSeq lists its product as uncharacterized. The transcript is spliced from 4 exons. NCBI's taxonomy places the organism in Eukaryota, Metazoa, Arthropoda, Malacostraca, Decapoda, Portunidae. Gene Ontology annotation, cellular component: extracellular region. The record is from RefSeq and is a predicted model, not a curated record. Bases 16 to 507 code for a protein of 163 amino acids. Gene Ontology annotation, molecular function: chitin binding.
UUAUCCAAUCAUACGAUGAGUGGUGGUGGGCGUGCGCAGGAUUGGCUGAGGAGCGUGACGUCACGGCGCUCCGAGUAUAAAACAAGGAGAAGCAAGAGAUUGUUGCGAUUCCUUGUUUUCAUCUGGCCUGCCACCGGCCAGCCAGCCUCUCUUCUUUCUCAGAACCUAGCGCAAAUGAGGUGUUCAAGAGCGCCCCUGGUGGCCGCCCUUGUGGCAGCGGUGAUGGUGGCGACGGGAGCGGUGCAGGAGACGUCUUUCUCCUGCCAAGACCGCCCCUAUGGUUACUACGCCGACGUGGAGGCAGAGUGUCAAGUGUUCCACAUUUGUAACAACAACGCCAAGUGGUCCUUCCGCUGCCCGAACCAGACGCUCUUUAACCAGCAAUACCUCGUGUGUGACUACCAGGCCAAUGUGGACUGUGGAGUAGCAGCUUCCCUAUACACCAUCAAUGACAACUUUGGUAAGGUCGAGGAAGUAGAAGAUGACACCGAAUCCCCCGUUGAGUAAUCCUCGCCCGAGCCUCGCCACCUUUACUUUCUCCUGCUGCUCCAAUGACCUUCCUGUGUAACGAAAGACUCCUGUCUGCAUUUGUGUGCGUUAGGAACUGGUGAAUGAGUUAGUUACGGAAUGCCAUAUAUCUACCCUAACUGCCAAAAAAAUGUUCAUAUCAGACAGCAUAGUUGAGGAGAGGUUAGUAUCGUGACGUAGCGAUGUACAGCCUUCAGCCUUCAGCUCGAAAUGAAUGGAACGCACCUAGUCCAAUCAGGAGUUCAGGCUUCCUUACGGCUGGAUCGAUAAGUAUUUACCCGAGGAAACUUAGAGAGAAAACUAGAAUGGUGAUAAUCUGCUCCUGCCUCUAUGUGUUCAGUUUAGACUUAUCUUUACCCACCAAAGAUUCAGAAACCGAGACGAAUUUUUCCUUAGCACAGCCUUGUACUCGUUUUUGCCUCAAAACUUUACUCAUUGCCAUAUUAGGAUUUACAUCGUUAUAUUGUUAUUGUUGGCGUAUUUCAGCCUUGCCAGUGUCGACGCCUGAGUAAUAGUGUAGGACUUUGCUAGGUUCAGUCACAUACAGUACAUUCCAAGCCUGUGUGUAGUGUAGUGUGUUGUGUCAGGUGCCACUGUGUUACAAUAAAAGUGCACAUUUCGUGACUGUUGGAGACUAUAAUGUUGAUUCUACUGUCAUGUCGAUUUUCUAUAUGUAGUGUACGUAGAUACACAUGUUUAUAAUAUAUUCAGAGGUUUAUGAAUAUAUAGAAGAAAGAGAA